Molecule: messenger RNA, 1578 nt
Organism: Hyla sarda
Lineage: Eukaryota; Metazoa; Chordata; Amphibia; Anura; Hylidae
Gene: RNF126
Product: ring finger protein 126
Exons: 9
Coding region: 26-958 (310 amino acids)
Biological process (GO): protein ubiquitination
Cellular component (GO): cytoplasm
Molecular function (GO): ubiquitin protein ligase activity
Source: RefSeq, a predicted model, not a curated record
UGCGUCAUCUCCAGGGCAGCGGAAAAUGGCGGAGGCUUUACCGGAGGCUGGACGGUUCUUCUGUCAUAGCUGUUCGGCCGAGAUCAAUCCUCGCCUUCCGGAGUAUACCUGCCCAAGAUGUGAAUCGGGGUUCAUUGAGGAACUUCCCGAAAUAAGGAGCACAGAAAAUAGUAGCAACACCUCUGGUACAGAUCAAAAUAGACAUCCAUUUGAGGGCCUAGAAGCAACGCAGUUCUCCCUGCCGCCUGGCUAUGGGCAAGUCACUUUUGGAAUUUUCAAUGAGGGCCUGGAGUUCCCAAUCUUUAGCACAAGUGCACCAGGCGAAGAGACCCGAGAAGGGGAAAGCAGGAGAGAGCAACAGUCACGGCAUAGAUAUAGUGCAAGGCAACCUCGUGCCAGGCUGAGUACAAGGCGAUCUACAGGGAGGCAUGAGGGCGUGCCUACACUAGAAGGGAUCAUACAACAACUGGUCAAUGGGAUUAUCGCACCUACUGCAAUGCCAAAUUUAGGACUGGGACCAUGGGGAGUUCUUCAUUCCAAUCCAAUGGACUAUGCUUGGGGAGCCAAUGGCCUGGACACAAUAAUCACUCAGUUACUUAACCAGUUUGAAAACACUGGACCCCCACCUGCAGACAAUGAGAAGAUCCAAGCCCUUCCUACGAUCCAAAUAACAGAUGAACAUGUGGGUUCUGGACUGGAAUGUCCAGUAUGUAAGGAGGAUUAUACAGUUGGUGAAAAUGUGAGACAACUUCCUUGCAAUCAUUUAUUUCAUAAUAACUGCAUCAUCCCCUGGUUAGAACAGCAUGAUACGUGUCCUGUAUGUAGGAAAAGCCUGAGUGGUCAGAACACAGCCACCAAUCCUCCAGGAUUAACAGACAUGAAUUUUUCUGCUUCCUCUGCUUCAUCUUCAUCCUCCACCUCCCCUACUGAUGAAAAUAAUUCUGCCAAUAACUCCUGAGAUAGGGAGGGGGGGAGCAGCUGCUGGGUACCAGCUCCUUAUACCACCCUCUCAUCUGCUGCUUUCUUAACACUGCAUUCAGAGCCGAAGAGGGAACCCUGUCCAGGAGUUCCUGAGCAGGGCACUUUAAGACUAAUGGGGGUUAAGUCUAAGUGUCUCUUCCUCCUUCCCAAGUGGAACAGCUGGGAACCAAACUGCUCAUCAUCAGUUUCAUUUCCCCCCUCCCUAAAAUGACAUCUGGCAUGGAAAAGACUGUGUGGGUGUGACUUUUUUUUUUUUUUUUCUUCAGAAGGGUUUGGGUCUCCUCUUUUAAAACACAGAGGUUCGGUAACUCCUUUUUAUCAUUUUAUUUUUUAAUGCUUUGAGGUUUUUAAUCUUUAAAUUAAACAUGAAUGAUUAAUACUGCUCUUGGCGUGAGCAGUUACUGCACAACGCAUUUUGUUUCCUGGUUUAGAGAAUACUUGCAAAAUGUGCCAUCCUGUAAAGUGAGUGGGCAUGGUUAAAAAAAAAAGGAAGUUAGGCUAAGAUCACUCUCAUAAUUUGUUAUUCAUACAGUUUUGGACAUAGUACAGUAAUGAUUUGUGUUACAGUGCAUCAUUCAGAGUGUCAUUUUUAUUCCU